Messenger RNA from Toxotes jaculatrix (banded archerfish), 1199 nucleotides. RefSeq names its product TAF11 RNA polymerase II, TATA box binding protein (TBP)-associated factor (gene taf11). Gene Ontology annotation, cellular component: transcription factor TFIID complex; nucleus. Gene Ontology annotation, molecular function: protein heterodimerization activity; transcription coactivator activity. The transcript has 6 exons. Gene Ontology annotation, biological process: RNA polymerase II preinitiation complex assembly; transcription initiation at RNA polymerase II promoter. The coding region runs from base 307 to 924 and encodes 205 amino acids. Lineage: Eukaryota; Metazoa; Chordata; Actinopteri; Toxotidae. The record is from RefSeq and is a predicted model, not a curated record.
AGCGGAAACGGAAAUUCGGAUACAAUGCUUUCGGGAAGUAGCAUUUUGAUGUUGUCGUUCUUCUUAGCUUUAGCGGUUUUCGUAAAUUAAAAUAACAGUAACCGUAGAGGGUUUUCCGUGUGUCUCCGUGUGUGUGUGUAUGUUUAUGGUAAAACAAGCAAUACACAUGCCUCAUGCGUUAGCCGCUUUGCUACCUAGCACAAUUUACUUUAGCUAACGUUAGCUUAGCCUAACCGUUAGCUUGGCUGUUGUGCUGCUUUAUUGACUCCUGGCUGCAGAAAAGAAUCUGAAGCCAACUGAGUGAUUAUGGCCGACCCUGCACGGAUCAAAGCUGAGGAUACAUCUGAAAGGACGACUUCUGUCACGGAGGAGCAUCCUAAAGCAGAGGAAAUUGAAGAUGUACCUGGCACAGCAAAGCCCACACAUGAAAACAAAGAUUCGUCCUCUCAAGAUCAGUCCAAACAGGAGGCUAAAUCUGAAACAGCAGCUGCAGAAGAUGAGGAAGAAGGAACCUCUGGCCAGCCUCCUUCCAAGAGACUGAAGGUGGAACCAGACAAGAAGAAGGAGAAGCGCCACAAGGUCGAUGAGGAUGAAAUCCAAAAGAUGCAGGUUCUGGUGUCGUCCUUUUCUGAAGAGCAACUGAAUCGCUAUGAGAUGUACAGGCGUUCUGCCUUCCCUAAGGCUGCUAUUAAGAGGCUGAUCCAGUCCAUAACAGGAUCAUCAGUGUCCCAGAAUGUAGUGAUUGCCAUGUCUGGUAUUGCCAAGGUUUUUGCCGGGGAAAUUGUUGAGGAAGCGCUGGAUGUUUGUGAGAAGUGGGGAGAUACACCACCUCUUCAGCCCAAACAUAUGAGGGAAGCAGUGAGGAGGCUGAAGAGCCGAGAUCAGAUUCCAAACACCAAGUAUAAGAACAUUCUCUUUCAUUGAGACACCUGUGCUUUAGAUUGUAUGGGGAUGAUGGAGACAGAAGACCAACAAGGCACAGAUUGGUCUCUGCUACCUGACCAAGCUCAGUAUUGACUGUGAUGUGGAAGAAUGGUUGGGGCAGCAGUGAAAUAUAAUCCCAUCUCUUGCAGCAGAAAAGUAGACCUGUCAUUUACCUGUAAUUGGUAAGGUAAAUGCUUGAAGCGCCACACAGUUAAAAUGGUGUAAAAUUAUAUUAAUGUAUUAUGGUUGUAAAUACAGUUUUAUUCUUGAAAAUC